AUGUUCCAAGAUCCCAGUAGUGUUACUAUUCCUUUUAGAAUUGGGAAUUUAGCUAUUGGGAAAGUGUUAAUUGACUUGGGAGUUAGCAUUAAUCUGAUGCCCUUAUCUAUGCUUGAGGAAAUUAAUGGCCUUAAAGUCAAACCCACACAAAUGACUUUACAACUCGCAAAUCCCUUAAUCAAAUGCCCUUAUGGAGUUGUGGAAGAUGUACUUGUACAAGUGGACAAGUUCACAUUCCUAGUGGAUUUUGUCAUACUUUAUAUGAAAGAAGAUAGUGAAGUUCCUCUCAUUCUUGGAAGACCAUUCAUGAAAACCACCAAAGUUAUCAAAGAUGUUAAUGGCGACAAGCUCACACUCAGAGACCAAGAGGAGGAAGUAAAGUUCAACAUGUUUGAAGCAACAUAUAAAUUAAAACUAAAGGAUACCUAG
Molecule: messenger RNA, 429 nt
Organism: Vigna unguiculata (cowpea)
Lineage: Eukaryota; Viridiplantae; Streptophyta; Magnoliopsida; Fabales; Fabaceae
Source: RefSeq, a predicted model, not a curated record